UUGAGCAAUCUUCUUCUAUAUCCUUCGUCUUCCUUAGUGUUAUGAUGUUAUCUUGGUUCUCGGGUUAGCGUUCUUCAUAUCCGAGGGUUUAAAGAGAGUGAGAAAUCUUCUUGUAAAACACUUGCAAUCUGUUUGAUCGACUCAUAUAGUGGAUUUGUUUUGUGUUUGAAGGAGGAGAGAGUUCAAACAAUAAUCAUUCCAGGAUUAUUCAGUGAAAGGACAGACACAAAAAGUUAAUUUUAAGUUUUUAAUGUUAGCUUUGGAGUAGUAUGGAUAGGAUAAGUCAAUUGCCUGAUGAACUUCUCUUGAGAAUAUUAUCACUACUGCCUACUUCUAAAGAUGUUGUGGACACAAUGGUUUUGUCUAAACGAUGGAAGUUUCUUUGGAUGUUUGUGCCAAGGCUUUUGUACGAUGAUAGCCAUCAGGAUAUUGACUAUGGAAGGUUUUCGCGGUUUGUAGACAGGUCUUUGAUCUUGUACAAGGCUCCAGCUCUAGAAACUUUGCAUUUCAAACUUGGUAAAAUCUGUGGUGCUGGAGAUCUUCAUGUAUGGAUUAGAGCUGCGGAUAAAUUCUCUGUGCGUGAGCUGAUUAUCGAAAUCGACAGUUCUUCUCGUGCAUCACCAGCCAUUCUUCCAAGGAGUUUGUACACAGAGAGCAGCAUGCUUGUUACAUUGAAACUAAAUAAUGCGAUUCUUUUGGAUGUUUCUUCCUCAGUUUCGUUCCCAUCCCUCAAAACUUUGAGACUUGUGUCCGUGACGUAUCCAGGCAACGAGUUUGUCAACAGUCUUUUAUCAAAUUGUCAUGCUCUUCAAGACUUGGUUGUGGACCAAUGUCCAGAUGACAAUGUGACCAUUCUCACCGUUAAAGUUGCUUCUCUCAAGAGUUUAGCCUUGCAUACAUCAGAUGAUAGAGUUGAAGAUUUUGCUCAUGGGUUUAUGAUAGAUGCUCCUAAUCUGGAGUGCUUUCAUUUACGUGAUGGUACGGGUGGGUUUUGUGUCAUCGAGAAUGAUAUGCCUAAUAUUGUAGAUGCAUAUAUUGACGUCUCUUAUGCUCUUCCUCGGACUAUUCUGAGUUGUAUUACUUCAGUCCAACAUCUCGACUUAUGUUUACUAACAACAGAGGAUGCUUAUCCUGUUAGUAGUAUCUUCCCCUGUCUUGUACGUUUAAAGAUAUGCACAUGUGAGACAGAAUGGUUGAAUCUACUUAUGCGUGUGCUUAAAGAUUCACAUAAAUUACAAGCUCUCGAACUUGGACGGCACCAUAACCGUGGAGGUAACGUCUACUGGAGUGAACCAAGUUCUGUUCCUGAAUGUGUGUCCGGGAAUCUUGAAACUCUCGAAUGGUUAGAUUAUGAAGGAAGAGAAGAAGAGAAACAAGUGGCGUCGUAUUUCUUAAGAUUCGGAAGCUGUUUGAAGAAGGUUACUAUAAAACCUGAAUCCACCAGCUACGACCGCGACAAACUUGUAAUGAUCAAAGAGUUGUCGUUUUUGCCUAGAAGUUCUCCUGCUUGUCAGAUUUCGUUUGACUGAGUUUACUGGUUCAGCUCCGAGGGUGAAGAAAUUAAUGUUCAGUUUUCUAGUGGUUUGGUCUGAAUCUUAUUAAACACAUGAAUUAUUAUGUGUUCUUUAACAAACAACUUUCUUAUGUUUUCUGCUCUAGUACGUUGUUGCGUUGGUUAGUAAGAA
This is a messenger RNA of Capsella rubella, 1685 nucleotides long. Its product is annotated as probable FBD-associated F-box protein At1g32375. Bases 270 to 1529 code for a protein of 419 amino acids. NCBI's taxonomy places the organism in Eukaryota, Viridiplantae, Streptophyta, Magnoliopsida, Brassicales, Brassicaceae. The record is from RefSeq and is a predicted model, not a curated record. The transcript is spliced from 4 exons. Gene Ontology annotation, molecular function: protein binding.